AUGAAGCAGUUGCAUGAUUCUAAUUUUCUGAAAUUGAAUUCAGAACAGAAAGUUGUAUACCAUUCAGUGAUCGAUAGUGUAACUAAGAAUCAAGGAGGUUUGAUAUUUGUACAUGGGAGUGGCGGAUGUGGAAAGACUUUUCUAUGGCAGACACUUUGUGCUCGACUCCGCUCAGAGCGUAAAAUUGUACUCCCAGUUGCAUCAUCUGGGAUUGCUGCUGUACUGCUUCCUGGUGGGAGGACAGCACAUUCGAGGUUCCACAUCCCUCUGAAAGUAGAUCAACAUUCUACAGCUGGAAUAAAGCAGGGCACCGACAUUGCAGAACUGUUGCACAAGACAAGCCUCAUCAUAUGGGAUGAAGCUCCAAUGCAACACCGUCAUGCUCUUGAGUGUGUUGACAGAAGCUUGCGUGACAUUAUGUCAGUAAUUGACACGAACCGAAAAUACAGACCAUUUGGUGGAAUUACUGUAGUUUUCGGAGGAGACUAUCGUCAGAUACUUCCAGUGAUCCCAAAAGCGCCAAGAGCAGUUGUCGUUGGUGCAACUCUUAAUCGUUCAAAAUUGUGGGAACAGUGUGAGGUCUUCACCCUGAAACAGAACAUGAGGCUGAAACCUGGUAACUCUCCUGAACAGAAUAAAAUAAUUAAAGAGUUUAGUGAAUGGCAGUUGAAGGUUGGUAAUGGGAAGAUUACAGGGGAUCCACAACAUGCUACAAGCUCUGAAGUUUCUUUUCAAGUACCAAGCAGAUUUGUAUUCCAUUCCGCGGAUGAGCCGGUUCAGGCAAUGUUCAACAAAAUAUAUCCAGAUUUCUCCAACAAGAUGAGUUGUCACGAGUACCUCAGGUCCAGAGCUAUUUUAACACCUACAAAUGUAAUCGUCGACGAUAUCAAUGAAUUCAUUUUGGAGAAGAUACAGGCAGAAACUCAUACAUAUUUAAGCCAGGAUUCUAUAGAGGACAAGGGAGUCGAACAAAAUGAAUUUGACGAGUCGUUUCCGGUUGAGUACUUGAAUUCUCUUAACAUGCCUUGCCUUCCUAAGCACGAGCUUAGGGUCAAAGUUGGAGUAGUUGUCAUGUUGAUGCGUAACCUAAACCAAAUUCUUGGGCUUUGCAAUGGUACUCGGCUGGUGGUCACUGCUUGCCGCAAGAACAGCAUUGAGUGUGAGAUACUCUGUGGAGCACAUGUGGGGAGACGACAUCUAAUACCACGAAUCGGCAUGGUUCCAACAGAUACUGCUUGGCCUAUUGAAUUCAGAAGGACUCAAUUCCCACUUCAAAUCUGCUACUCAAUGACGAUAAACAAGAGCCAAGGUCAGUCACUUAAUACCGUUGGUCUAUAUCUUCCCCGGUCUGUUUUUUCACACGGUCAAUUAUAUGUUGCCAUCUCACGUGUUACCUCCCCGGACGGCUUAUGCAUUAUGAUUUAUGCUGAUGAUGGAACCACAUCAGAUAAAACAGUUAAUGUUGUGUUCGAAGAAGUCUUUUACAACAUACCGGACAUGGAUUGCUGA
Daucus carota subsp. sativus is the source of this 1509-nucleotide messenger RNA. RefSeq lists its product as uncharacterized. Gene Ontology annotation, molecular function: DNA helicase activity. The coding region runs from base 1 to 1509 and encodes 502 amino acids. NCBI's taxonomy places the organism in Eukaryota, Viridiplantae, Streptophyta, Magnoliopsida, Apiales, Apiaceae. The record is from RefSeq and is a predicted model, not a curated record. The transcript has a single exon. Gene Ontology annotation, biological process: telomere maintenance; DNA repair.